AUGGCAGCCAUCUUGCUAACAUUCACCUGGGCUAACCCCCUCUACUUCGGGCCGCAACCACCCACGCGAGCAGACUACCGCAGAGCCAUGGUAGCAAUGGCGUACAUAGCACCCUUCAGCCGGCUGCCCCCGGAACUGCGCCUCAUGGUAGCCGAACACAUGGACAUGUCCGACAUCGCGGUGCUGACACUCAGCCACCCGCCCCUGCGGCGGAUUCCGGGCUUUGUGCCGAUUCUCAGAGGCGACGACCGCUUCAACUUCCUGAACAUCAUCUUGCGCGACCUUCCCAUCCUGUACUACUGCGCUGACUGCGAGUGCUUCCAUACUUCGCUGUUCGGCCCUACUUGUUCCGCCUAUGGUCUUCCGUCUAUCGCCUGGCUUCGUCCCAUUGCUGCAUCGCAUUGUCCCAUUGUUCAAUCUUUCGGCGUAACGCUUUGCCCCUUGCAGUUCUUGGAUGCGGUCAGGAGGGUGAGACAACACCCGAUCAACGUGGACGAGGAUGUUUGA
This is a messenger RNA of Aplosporella prunicola CBS 121167, 507 nucleotides long. RefSeq lists its product as uncharacterized. The transcript has a single exon. The record is from RefSeq and is a predicted model, not a curated record. The coding region runs from base 1 to 507 and encodes 168 amino acids. Lineage: Eukaryota; Fungi; Ascomycota; Dothideomycetes; Botryosphaeriales; Aplosporellaceae.